Peronospora matthiolae is the source of this 135-nucleotide messenger RNA. NCBI's taxonomy places the organism in Eukaryota, Oomycota, Peronosporomycetes, Peronosporales, Peronosporaceae. The record is from the annotation of a GenBank genome assembly.
AUGGGAGCAGCUGUUUUGAAAGCGCUCCAGAGUCUCCUGCUUCGCCAGCGGAGGUCCCUCACACAGCACCGCGAGGUCAAGGACCGUCCACGAUUGGUCGUGCAAUACCUGAACUUGGUAGAGCACUCACACUAA